GCAAAAGAAGCAUUAAUAAUGUUCUUUCCCACGAUAGUAAUACAUCCUUAUUCUACAUUCAAAACAAUACCCAAAGUUGUGCAAGAUUCCAAAGAAUCUGUCAAAGGUCAUACAGAAUUUAUAUUAGUAGUUCACGUUGAACAACACAUGGUAUUUGUUGACAUAUUAAAUUCCUAUCCAAAACUUCCUAAUGAACAAAUGACUUCACUUGGAGAAGAAUAUCUUCAUCCCAAAGAAAACUCCAUAUCUUAG
Messenger RNA from Funneliformis caledonium, 252 nucleotides. Lineage: Eukaryota; Fungi; Glomeromycota; Glomeromycetes; Glomerales; Glomeraceae. The record is from the annotation of a GenBank genome assembly.